AUGAUCCAUCCUACACAUACUCAUCCGAAACAUACUGGUAAAUCGAAACAUACUGGUCAACCAAAUUCACCUGGUGAUGAUCCACAUCAUACUGGUCCACCAAAUCCACAUACUGGUCCACCAAAUCCACAUCAUACUGGUCCACCAAAUCCACAUACUGGUCCACCAAAUCCACAUACUGGUCCACCAAAUCCACAUACUGGUCCACCAAAUCCACAUCAUACUGGUCCACCAGAUCCACAUACUGGUCCACCAAAUCCACAUCAUACUGGUCCACCAAAUCCACAUCAUACUGGUCCACAAAAUCCACCAAAUCCACAUCAUACUGGUUCACCAGAUCAACAUCGUGAUCCAUCAAAGCCACAUAAAACAGGCUCUCACGGUUCCGAUCACGGUGGUCACGGUUCCGGUCACGAUCACGGUCCCGGUCACGAUCACGGUUCCGGUCACGAUCACGGUUCCGGUCACGAUCACGGUUCCGGUCACGAUCACG
Molecule: messenger RNA, 493 nt
Organism: Racocetra fulgida
Lineage: Eukaryota; Fungi; Glomeromycota; Glomeromycetes; Diversisporales; Gigasporaceae
Source: the annotation of a GenBank genome assembly